AUGAGUGUGAUGGGGGGCUUCUUGGCGGGAGCCUUCAUCCUAGGGACUUUGUCUGACAUGUAUGGCCGUCGAAAGAUUCUCUGCUUCUCCUAUGUUCUUAAUAUAUUCAGCGGUUUUGGAACGAUAUGGGCGCCUGAGUUUAUAUCUCUUGCCAUCAUUCGAUUCCUGCAAGGUGUUGCAUGUGCUGGUAUCAUUACCACUGCCUUUGUGAUUGGAAUUGAAAUUGUUGGACCUUCUAAAAGAAGAUACACUGGAAUUAACUUUGAAUUCUUCUUCGCGAGUGGAUUCGUCAUUUUGGCAUUAUUGGCUUAUUUGAUUCGGAACUGGCAAUAUUUGGAAUUGGCUCUGUCAAUGCCAACCAUUUUCUACAUGCUCGUAUGGUAUUAUGUCCCGGAAUCCCCACGAUGGUUGCUGAGUCAAGGAUUAUAUGAAGAGGCUGAAGUAAUUAUGAAAAAAAUUGCCGAAGGAAGUCAUAAAGAACUCUCAACAAAGAUACUGGAUUCUUUAGAUUGCAACGACAAUGCAGAUUCCGUUCCUCUUUGGAGAAUAUUCAUGUCCCGAAAAUUAGCAGUCCAAUCAUUAAUUAUCUUUUUUAAUUGGUUUGUGGUCAGCAUGGUGUAUUACGGCCUGUCAUUGAACAGUGUAAAUCUCGUCUUGCUUCCUUUUCUUUACUACUCUUCGUUAUGCUUUACAUUUAUUUACUUUUUUUUCUCUUCUGUACAUUUGUUUUCCUUUCUCUUCUCCUUUCUCUUCUCCUUUCUCUUCUCCUUUCUCUUCGCCUUUCUCUUCUCCUUUCUCUUCGCCUUUCUCUUCUUCUUUCUCUUCUCCUUUCUCUUCUCCUUUCUCUUCGCCUUUCUCUUCUCCUUUCUCUUCGCCUUUCUCUUCUCCUUUCUCUAUUCUGUUUCUUUUUCUAUCCUUCUUCUACUUCUUUCUUUACUUCUAUCAUUAUAUUUUCUUUGCAUUUUCUGUUCUUUCGUCUUGGUCCUUCUUUAUCUUUCAGCCUUAGAUUUUCUUUUAUCCUUUCAUCUUGGGCCUUCUACUAUCCUUUCAUCUUGGGCCUUCUACUAUACUAUCAUAUUGGGCCUUCUUCUAUCCUUUCAUCUUGGGCCUUCUUCUAUCCUUUCAUCUUGGGCCUCCUUCUAUACUUUCAUCUUGGGCCUUCUUCUAUCCUCCCGUCUUGGACCUUCUCCUAUACUUUCAUAUUGGGCCUCCUUCUAUCCUUUCGUCCUUGGUCUUCUAUCAUUUCGUCUUGAGCUUUCUUCUCUCUUUACCUCUUUGCCUUCUCUCCUUUUUUCUUUGCAUCCGUAUAUACCGCAUUAUAUCAAUUUCUCUCUUUCCUACUGGAAAACGAUAUAUAAAUUUUUAUCUCUUAAUGGCAUCGCAAUUGCUCUGUCAACAUUCGGUAAAUUUAGCGUUGCAGCCUCCUUCGCAGUUGUCUACAUCAUUUCCGGUGAGCUUUUUCCGACUGUAGUGAGAAAUGGUGCUGUUGGCUUGAGUUCUUGUUUUGCCCGAGUUGGAGGCAUGGUGGCUCCGUACGUUGCUGAAGCUUCAAAUAUCUUGCCUUAUCCAUACAAUAAAGUCGUCCCAUCGUUAACAUUCGGCUUGUUCGCCAUAGUCGCUGGAGUGUUAGCGCUUUAUUUGCCGGAGACAUUCAACAAACGUUUGCCAGAUAGCAUCUCUGAAAAUUGUUCAGAAAGUGAUGACUACCUGAAUGAAUGCGAGAAGGCCUUGAAUGGCGUCGAGUUCAGUGAAAUGCCACUUUUUAUUCUAUUUCCGACUCUAUCUAUCUAUCUAUCUAUCUAUCUAUCUAUCUAUCUAUCUAUCUAUCUAUCUAUCUAUCUAUCUAUCGUGUGCGAUGGGUAA
Molecule: messenger RNA, 1863 nt
Organism: Acanthosepion pharaonis
Lineage: Eukaryota; Metazoa; Mollusca; Cephalopoda; Sepiida; Sepiidae
Source: the annotation of a GenBank genome assembly